Molecule: messenger RNA, 5779 nt
Organism: Pan troglodytes (chimpanzee)
Lineage: Eukaryota; Metazoa; Chordata; Mammalia; Primates; Hominidae
Product: large ribosomal subunit protein eL32-like
Exons: 1
Coding region: 2404-2811 (135 amino acids)
Biological process (GO): translation
Cellular component (GO): ribosome; cytosolic large ribosomal subunit
Molecular function (GO): structural constituent of ribosome
Source: RefSeq, a predicted model, not a curated record
AAUCGUGGAGGCCAUGGGCACAGGGAGAACUCUCUGCACUUCCUGCUCAAUUUUGCUGUGAACCUAAAGUCAGUCUAAAAAUAAACUGUAUUAACCAAAAAAGAAAAAAGUAAGAAGACAGGCAUAGAUAAGUAUGCUUGUAUUUUCAUAGACUAUCUCCUGACCCGUACACCAGACACUGGUAACAGCAGCCACUUAGGGUAGAGUGGAUAAACACAGUCACCUCACUGUGUAGAGCAGAACAGAGCCACAGACAGGGCCGUGAGUGAGAAGACCACCAAAGUUCUACUAUACACCCCCCCGUACUUCUCAAAUUGUUUUUGAUAUAUGCAUACAGCAUUUUUCAAAACACCAGUUAAAAAAAAUAAAGAAAAACUUUUACGGAAAAAUAGGAAGUUCCAGGGUAAAAGGGGUGCAAGAGAGUCAAAUCUAAAUAAAAGCUAGAGCAGCAAAAUCACAGAUGCUUGGCCCCAAAGAUACAAAGCUGACCUCGUGAAUGCAUACUUUUGGGAAAGAAAUGACCAGUGAACCCAGGACCAUGGAAGCCUGGGUGGCACAGCCACCCAACAUGAGACAUCUCAGUGGUAUAAGCCAGAUGCUUGCUGCCAGGAGCCAGCACUGCACCAAUGUAAAGCUCACAAUGCCCCCUAGAAGCAGGGACAGCCACCCAGGGCCAACUUGAGAAGGAAAAAAGCUAAAAAACAAGGAAAAAGUUGAAGAAUCCUCAUCCCAUCCCCUGAGCCACCCUAAAUUGGAAAAUACUCAGCAGACACAAAAAGCCUCUCAAGAGGACACUGCCAACCCACUCGGGCAAGGGAUCAUACCCAUAUGCCCUGAACACUUCUGGGGCCACCAUGCCUGGUUUCCUUUCUUAUUCAGAACUCAGGGAGGUAUGUACAUGGGGUUUAUUGCUUGUUUUCCUUGGAGAGAGAAACAGUUUUCUGUUUUUCUUACUUAAGACCCAGUACAGUCAGCAGGGCCCCAAAGGCCUCAGGAAGGAGGCUGCUAGUCACCACACCAAUCUGUGAAGUGCUCAUCCUGCCAGCCACUCUGGUACCAGGCUCAGCCAUGUGGUUCUGGGCUCAGCCAUGCUGCCUUCAAAAAUUAGGGGAAACAAAAGGUCUGGAAGUUUGUUCUCCUAGGAGAACUUGAGCAUCCAAAGUGACAUUUCUCCUGCUUUAUUCAGCUUUUCACUAGGGACACUUGGAUAAUGCUAAGUGUUUUCUAGGUCACAGCUAGUCCUACCUACCCACUUAUUGGGAAGCUCUAGCAGCAGCAGAAUAGAAAGCUCUGGGUGAGCCUGCAAAGCAGGAGGCAUGCUAGUGGGCAGGAGGGAGAAAGUGUGCAAACACCCCUGCUUCCCAUGAAUCGCUAGGUCACAAAGCCCCACCGGGUGAGGGAAGGUGUGACCCACUCAGACUGCUGUUUCAGACUCUGCUAUGAGGGUCAUGGGAAGAGAGCACUGGCCCUCCUUGGGAGAAGAUUCUGGUCCAAAUCUAUGGUGUGGCUCAGCUAUCAGCAGUGAAGAUUGAGAGGCACUGACUGGUUUCUUUCCCCACAUUCACCCUCACCAGCCCCCCGUGGUGAAGAAGGUUGGGUGUCACUUCCUCCAACCUCUGCAGGGCAGAGUGUGCUGCUAUUACAGGGCCUGCUGAACCAGCAUCUCACCCCUACUGAAGAAUGGGUCAAUAAAGAUAGAAAAGUUAUGACAGAAAAGGAGGGAAGGAAGGAGAGUCCCUUCCAAUGGUCCUCACAAUAAUACCACCCACAGAGAUCGGUGUGAAAUUUUGCUUUCAGAAGUAGAAUGUGCCCAGACAGAAUCAGAACUGCUCAUUUAACAUGGGAACGGCGAAGCGCCCACUCCAAGACUUCUGCUAGUGGGUGGCCACAAAGAAGCCAUCCUCUCUCCCUUCCUGACUCAAAUUGUACAACUGCUCAAAGGAAGAAAGAGAAGCCAGAGGUUCCUCUGCAUCAGCCAGAGGCCGAUCACCCUGAUCCAGGCUGCCAAGUUAGAACCCAAGCUCCCAGAUCAAGGGACAAGUCAGAGGUGGAGCUCUUUGAUCAAGGGGCAGGUCAGAGAUCAAGGUCCCCAUUGAGGCCCGGCAGGGACGAGGCAAAAGACUGGGGCAGGCUGGCAAUCUAAAACCCCAUUUGCCCCAAGCCCCUAAAAAAAAAAAGUAUUCCAUAAAUACUUGCUGAAUCCAAGAACCAAACCUAGUACUUAGCUUAUACUGAAAGCUUUAAUUAUACUAUCUCAUUUAAUCCUUACAACAGCCCUUUAGUUGUUAUCACCCUAUUGUAUAUAAGAAAAAAACUAAGACCUCAGUAAAAAAAAAAAAAAAAGAAAAGGCUCUCUUCCUCGGCGCUGCCUACGGAGGUGGCAGCCAUCUCCUCCUCGGCAUCAUGGCCGCCCUCAGACCCCUUGUGAAGCCCAAGAUCGUCAAAAAGAGAACCAAGAAGUUCAUCUGGCACCAGUCAGACCAAUAUGUCAAAAUUAAGCGUAACUGCCGGAAACCCAGAGGCAUUGACAACAGGGUUCGUAGAAGAUUCAAGGGCCAGAUCUUGAUGCCCAACAUUGGUUAUGGGAGCAACAAAAAAACAAAGCACAUGCUGCCCAGUGGCUGCCGGAAGUUCCUGGUCCACAACAUCAAGGAGCUGGAAGUGCUGCUGAUGUGCAACAAAUCUUACUGUGCCGAGAUCGCUCACAAUGUUUCCUCCAAGAACCGCAAAGCCAUCGUGGAAACAGCUGCCCAACUGGCCAUCAGAGUCACCAACCCCAAUGCCAGGCUGUGCAGUGAAGAAAAUGAGUAGACAGCUUGUGUGCACGUUUUCUGUUUAAAUAAAUGUAAAAACUGCAAAAAAAAAAAAAAAAAAGAAAAGAAAACUAAGGCCCAGGGAGACGAAAGAAUUUGUUCAAUGCCAGACAACUUAUCAGUGUCAGAGCUAGCAACUGAAUGCACGGUCUCUAGACUCCAAGAUUCAUACUCUUAUUCCAUAACAUAAUUUUUUUAAAAGGGGGAAAAAGACUAGAGUCAGGAAGUAAAAAGAUAAAUGUAACAGUUUCAGAGAUUAAAGGAGCAAACCACAAGGCAAGAGACAGGUAUCCUCCUUGCUCAUCCACUGGGAGAGUCUAGAAGCCUGACACCACAGCACCAACUAACACAGCAGGCCCAGCUCUUGGCUUGUAAUCUCAAUCUCUUAUCAAAACCCAAGGACUUCUUGGAGAAAGGGUCCAUUCCACAGCCAGGGCAGGAAAAGAACUCAAACCUGGAACUUCCUGUAGUGUACAAGAAAAUAAAGAAGUGCUCGAAAAAUGAUGCAAACAUGUUAACAGGAAAAGUCAACUGCAAGAGGCCACUUGAGCAAUUAAACAAUAGUAAUGGACCAUAACCUAUGGAAUAACUAUCCAUGAAUACACACUGACAUACACCAAGAACUAAUAAAUAAGUAGAGGAGAAAGAAAAGCUCUUCCUUACAGCAUGUGAAACUUACAGUCCUUACAGUCCAUUUGUUUUGGACUGAGCUCCUGCAUAAGGCCCCAGCACACCAGACCAAACCAGAAUAGAGACAAUCAAAAUGAACUUUAAAAAGGGCCAGUUUUCAAACAAACAAACCAAAAAAAAAAAAAAAAAAACCAGGAGAUUUCAGUCAACUUGAGUCAGCAGGUAAGGAAGACCCCUUACCUGUUUCAACCCUAUGAGGAAGUGACUUUGAAACGACCCAUCUGCUUUUUGUUCUCUGUGUCUGCUUUUCUCAGCCCUUUUCUGCCUAUAAAACCUACCUCCUUUGGUCAGCUCAUGGGAAUACUCAUUCUAUUUUACAGAAUGAGAUGUUGCCCAAUUCUAGAAACACAAAAGCCAACUAGAUCUUUAAACUAAAUUUGUUAUAAUUUUGUCUUUUGACAAGUAUAAUUCUAAAUAAUAAAUGGAGAAAGAAUGAUAAAAAUAGAAAAUCAUUUAGCAAACAGUACAGUAAUAAUUGUUUCAGGCAAGAAUAAUCAGUGGUUGCUAAGAUUAAUGGUAAAAGUAUGCUGAGAAACAAGAUAUUUAUCUAGUCUCAAAGUUAUCUCCCCACAAGAUACUUACUAAUUACAAAAAGGAACACAGUAACUCCACAGUGGAAGAAAUGUGCAGCCAUCCAUUCAGCCAAAUGAUCACAGUUAUGAUCACAAUUAACAUCAGAAGGAAUGGGACAAAUCCUGGCAUGACACACUAAGGGCCCACCAUGGUAUUCUUCUGUGGCAUUCUUGCCAAAAACAUAUAACACGAAUACAGUCAUAAGGAAGCAUCAGACAAAACUAUAAUGAGGGACAUUCCACGAAAAAAAAAUGGCAAUGAAGGAAAAAAAAAAGGACCAGUUCUCUUUAACUGUCAAGGUCGUGAAAAGACUAAGAAACUGUCACUGUCCCAGAUAAAGGAGACUGAAGAGAGACACAACCACGAAUACAAUGACAAUAACAAAUUGAACCCUGAGCCAAGGAUAAAGGACAUGAUUCAACAGGCAGAAUUUAAACAAGGUCUACAGAUGAGCUAAUGGUAAUCCCUCAUUAUAAAAGACUCUAACAUUUGGUGAAGCUGGGUGAAGAGCAUAUUUGAGAAUUCUUUGCAUGACUUCUGCAAUUUUUUUUGGUAGAUAUGAAUUAUCUAAAAUUCAAAGAUUUUUUUAAAAGACCAAAAAAUAAACAGACAUUAACAGUUAUAUGAGAGAGAGAAUAUGCUAGUCUUUGGUUAGCUAAGAACACUGACUCCAUACCACAGCAGCCAGCAGCCAGACCACAGAUCUGACCCUCACUCUUCAGAAUCCCACAGCUGCUAUUUUAAAGACCAGAUAACAGGCUCCAAAUCUGAUUUCUCAGCUCACAGAACUCACAGCCAAGUCAUUUGAGAUGACUUAUUCCAGAGGGUCUCAAAGCAAAUUCUAUAGGACAGAGCUGCCUACACGCCCAGGCUCGGCUUAAGGUCCCCCCAAUGUUAGCCUCUCACUCAGAUGCUGCUUCCACAGCAAAUUCCUUGGCUUAAUUAAAGGAGAUACAAAAACUCAGGUCACUCCAACUCCCUCACAGCGUGGCUCAGAGAGCACAAGGCCUGCGUGGACCGGGCUCUGCAUAGUCCUGGGCAUCUGUAACUCAGGGGCUGCAAGGGAAGCAACCCAUGAAGGAAGGGAAAGAAGGGCAAGAGCACAAACAACAAAACCAGAAGGGGCAGCUGACAGCCUGACGGCUCAGCACAAUGGCUGGAAGACAGAGAAGUGGCCUCAGGACUCUACUAGCAAGUUUAACUAUUUUUAUUUAUCUUUACUUUGACCAAACCAAAACAAGAGUUCAAACUACUACCAAGUUCAAAGUACAACUCUGAGUUGCCCUAAGAAGACAGAGAACAUACACAAAUGUGAAAAUAUGAGAAAAACUAAAUGUUACUGAAGAGUGGCAUUCAUGAGAUAUGUUAAAAUUCAAAGGUUGAUCAUCUUCAAUGUGACUUUUAACUUCAAUCAUUAUUUGUUCAGCUGUUUACUGAGUACCAACUACGUGCCAGGCAGUAGAAUCCACAAUGAACAAAGUUCCUGCCUUGCAUGGUGACAACAAAUAAUACCCAACAAGUAGAUAUGCAGUUGUCCCUUGGUAUUCACAGAGCGCUGGUUCCAAGAACCCUAAGGAUACCAAAAUCCAACGAUGCUCAAGUCCCUGAUAUCCUGAUAUCAAAUGGUAUAGUAUUUGCAUAUGCACGUCCUCAUGUAUACUUUAAAUCAUCUUUAGCUUUAUAAUAGUUAAUACAAUGAAAAU